This is a messenger RNA of Notothenia coriiceps (black rockcod), 2106 nucleotides long. RefSeq names its product phosphoglycerate mutase 1-like. The record is from RefSeq and is a predicted model, not a curated record. Gene Ontology annotation, biological process: glycolytic process. Gene Ontology annotation, molecular function: intramolecular phosphotransferase activity. Bases 153 to 917 code for a protein of 254 amino acids. Lineage: Eukaryota; Metazoa; Chordata; Actinopteri; Perciformes; Nototheniidae. The transcript has 4 exons.
CCGCGGAAUAAAAGUACUCAGAGGUUCGACAGCACAGGAGUGGACCUGUGUUAUUUUUCUAAAGAGGAGAAUUGUCACAUUCACAGCCUUUGCAUCCUGUUUUAAAACACAUUUUGUCUAAUUUCUUCACCUUCGGCAUAUUAUUGUCAAUCAUGGCUGUCUACAAAUUAGUGUUGAUCCGCCACGGAGAGAGCAACUGGAAUCAGGAGAAUCGCUUCUGCGGCUGGUUCGAUGCAGAUCUGAGUGAAACCGGGGAAAAGGAGGCGAAGAGAGGAGGACAGGCCUUGAAAGAUGCUAGCUUUGAGUUUGACAUUUGCUACACCUCCGUUCUGAAGCGGGCCACCAGAACACUGUGGUUGGUCCUGGAUGCCAUUGACCAGAUGUGGGUGCCGGUGCACCGGACCUGGCGGCUCAAUGAGCGCCACUACGGGGGCCUGACAGGGCUAAACAAGGCAGAGACAGCCGCCAAGCAUGGAGAGGCUCAAGUGAAGAUCUGGAGGCGCUCAUUCGAUACCCCACCUCCUACCAUGGGACCAGACCAUGACUACUACAGUAUCAUCAGCAAGGAUCGGCGCUAUGCGGACCUGAGUGAGGACCAGCUUCCUUCCUGUGAGAGCCUUAAGGACACCAUCGCACGAGCUCUGCCCUACUGGAACGAGGAGAUUGCACCUCAGAUCAAACGGGGAAAGAGGGUCCUCAUCGCUGCCCAUGGAAACAGUCUGAGGGGGAUUGUAAAGCAUCUUGAGGGAAUGUCUGAUGAAGCCAUCAUGGAGCUGAACCUACCAACAGGCAUCCCCAUCCUCUACGAGCUGGACAAGAACCUGAAGCCUGUGAAGCCUAUGCAGUUCCUGGGAGACGAGGAGACCGUACGCAAAGCCAUGGAGGCCGUGGCUGCUCAAGGAAAGGCCAAGAAAUAAAGACACAGAAAGUCCUCUCUGUGAACAGAAAAGGCUGCCCCUAACAACUGACCACAUACGUGUUUUCCUAAAUCCUCGUUUAUUUUGGAUUGUAAUACAUGAUGAGUACACUGUAGGUUAUUGUCAAACACACCCUUACUCUACUUGCACAGUGUAGGGAUAGUAGAUAGUGAACCAUUGGGAUAUGUUGGGGCCAGGGAGCCACAGCUCUCAAGAGAUUGGAAAUAUGUAUUGCUAUAACGGCCCAUCAAUAUGACAAUCUUUAAGAAAUCAGAAUUUAACUGUAAUUGCUAGAACUGCUAAUACAUGCUGUUUAUCUGUGUAUUUGAAUAAGUACUUGAAUAAAUGAAUUACCCUUUGAAUAAUGAAAACCUUGUCAUUUAAAACAAAAAAAUAUAUUUUAGAAUUUCUUUGAUUUGGUGUCCUACGCAGGGAUGUUAAAUGCUAAUUAAACCAAUUACACAAGAAAAUAUACCACCACACUGAUUGUGGUAGGGAAGUUAUCAUACCGACCUUAUGAUUACCUGUCCAGGACGACAAUACUAUUUAUUGAAUUUAAAAACAAAGUGUGAUAUUGUAGUCUAUAAUUAUUUAAUUUUUAGUCUUUCACUUUUUAGUUUCAUAGUCUUAAUGAGAUGAUUUUCAAACAAAAAGGACCACUGCUAAGGAUGGACAACUCACCUUCUGUCUUACUUUUACAUUUUGAAAUGGGGAUGAAUGUUUGCAAACUCUUGAGAGCAAGACAGCUAGGACAACUAAAAAGUCCUUUUCUCUUUUUGUCUAUAGACGGUAUUUGUGCCAUGUCCUUGUAUGUUGUUGGUGUGUCGUACAUAGAAUUUUUUCUUUUUAAGUUUCAUUAGGUUUGGAAAAAUGUUAAUGGUGCCAAACACUGCAUCAGAAUGGCCUUGUUUACGGGACCAAUCCAUUACUUGGAACACCAUAUAAACAUGAUUAAAAGAAGAUAAAUUGUCUAAAUGUAACCUUUAUUUUUGUUACUCUGUGUUUCUGCCUUGGUGCCCGCUUUGUCUUUAUGUGCAUCCAGCUAUUUCCCUAAAGUAAAUGUCUACAGCAGUAGGCCUGCAUUAUGUCUUACAAUAUUGAACUAUUUCCUUUUUUUAAAUGUAAUUUCUUCUGUAUUGGUAAAAUGUAUCCUGAAGGCUCCGAAAGUAAUAAAGAAAGGCUUCAAGUC